AUGCGCCUCGCUCCUGUGUACGUCCUCGCCGCCACCUUCUCGGCUCUUCCAGUCCUUGCUCAAAGGGGCCGUGGCGGUGGCGGAGGUGGGUUCGACCAUGGCGGCGGUAACACCCCCAGCACCUUCAUCACCAGAGUCUCUGCUGCCCCUCCUCCUGCCGCUGCUACCACCGCCGCCAGCACUGGGAACACUGGGAGUACUUCUACUGGCGGCAACACUGGCUCGGUCGAUGCUUCACUCAUUCCUCCCUUUGGCAUCACUCCUGGAAUCAAAGCGACCGAUGGAACCGCGAAUUGCGUGGGUGACAAUGGGGUCGAUAUUCCGUGCAACUGUCCCCCAGACUUGAACACUUUCGUCAGUGCCGUCGAAACCUCGGUGGCAGGCGGAGCGGCGUUCCCAGCUGGAAAUUCAGCGGCAGACCAACUCACCCGCCUCCAGACGUGUAUCGUCACCCUUCAGAACUUCAGGGGAGGGGCAGGGAGCGGCGUUGGGUGUCCCAUCGUUGCCACGACAUGGAAGGAGCUGCAGGCUCAACUGCAAUCGGAAGCCAAGUGA
Cladophialophora psammophila CBS 110553 is the source of this 555-nucleotide messenger RNA. RefSeq lists its product as uncharacterized. Bases 1 to 555 code for a protein of 184 amino acids. The record is from RefSeq and is a predicted model, not a curated record. The transcript has 3 exons. Lineage: Eukaryota; Fungi; Ascomycota; Eurotiomycetes; Chaetothyriales; Herpotrichiellaceae.